AGUUGCCAAAUCUGAAAAACAUUGAAUAAAUUGAUGGACUACAGUAGGUAAAUUAAUAUCCUAGUACUGUAGAUUACAAAUGUAUGCAUGCAUAAAUGGGAAGAUUAACAAAGAAGUUCUAAUGAAAAAUAGGGCACCUGUUUUCAGCCGAUUUAGAAGAUUGCUAAGUACAGUAUAAAGCCAUUCUCAACGUGAUGGAUAGAGUGGGUAGACAUAUAACUAUUGCUAUCGUGGAAUAUUGUCCUGCCUUCCUUUGGAAAAUAUGGGCCUUUGGAAAUUGAAGUUACAACCAUGGAAAUCAGCAGCAGAAUUGAGUGUAUAUUUUUCAGCGAAUUCCACCCAACACUGGGGCCUAAAAUAACUUAUCAGGUACCAGAGGAUUUUAUUUCCCGAGAGUUGUUUGAUACAGUGCAAGUAUAUAUCAUCACCAAACCUGAACUCCAAAAUAAGCUUAUCACAGUUACAGCUAUGGAAAAAAAGCUAAUUGGAUGCCCAGUUUGCAUUGAACAUAAGAAAUACACCCGGAAUGCCCUGCACUUCAACCUUGGCUUCGUUUGUGAUGCUAGAGCUAAGACCUGUGCACUGGAACCGAUUGUGAAGAAACUGGCAGGUUAUCUUACUACUCUGGAGCUUGAAAGUGGCUUCAUUUCCAAUGAUGAGAGCAAGCAAAAAUUGAUACCCAUCAUGACCAUUCUACUUGAAGAACUGAAUGCUACUGGCAAAUGCACUCUGCCUAUUGAUGAAUCAAACACCAUUCACCUGAAAGUGAUUGAGCAACGUCCUGAUCCCCCCAUUGUACAAGAAUAUGACGUCCCUGUCUUCACCCAGGAUAAAGAUGACUUUUUAAAUUCCCAAUGGGAUCUCACUACUCAACAGAUCCUGCCAUAUAUUGAUGGAUUUCGGCAUGUUCAGAAAAUAUCAGCUGAAGCAGAUGUGGAACUCAAUUUGGUUCGAAUUGCCAUCCAAAACCUUUUAUACUACAAUGUAGUCACUCUUGUUUCAAUACUUCAGUACUCAAAUGUUUACUGCACAACUCCUAAAGUUCAGGAUCUAGUGGAUGAUAAGUGUUUGCAAGAUGAAUGUCUCUCAUAUGUCACAAAACCAGGACAUAAGCGAGCCAGUUUGAGAGAUGUUUUCCAGCUCUACUGUGGACUGAGCCCUGGGACAACUGUUCGAGACCUUAUUUGCCGCUAUACCCUCCAACUCCAGAGAGUGGAUGAAAGAAAACUUAUCCAGUUUGGGUUGAUGAAGGGUCUUAUUCGGCGGCUCCAGAAAUAUCCUGUAAAAAUAGUUCGGGAUGAAAGAAGUCAUCCAGCUCGACUAUACACUGGCUGCCAUAGCUAUGAUGAGAUUUGUUGUAAAACAGGAAUGAGCUAUCGGGAAUUGGAUGAAAGAUUAGAGAAUGAUCCCAAUAUAAUUGUUUGUUGGAAAUGAGACUCUUUGAGACAUGGGAUGAUUAUUAUGCCCUGUUAACUUUUAAUUGGACUGCAUGAGAUAUUGUGGUGGCCCCAGGACUCUUCUGGCUCAUGAAAAACAGCAUGGCUUAAACUGUGGUAGUCCCUGGAAAAAAAUGCGGUAAAUGGAUUUGACUCUCUUUGAUCAGCAGAGAUGCAGAACCAUGCUUCUUUUUUUUUGUGGAGGGUGUGUUAAAAGACACACAGCAGUAUAAAGAAACUUCAAAAGUCUAUGGUGUUGAGCAAGGGAUAAAAUAGUUUGAAAAUAGUUUGGAAGGAACUGAAGUGGAAAAAUGCCUAGCAGGGAAUGCUGUACCAUAAAUUCUCUUGCUUAAUCUGCUGCUCCUCAGCAACAGCAGAAAAAUCUAUUCUGCUUAUUACAUUCUGGAUUUUUCACCCUAACUAAUAACUAUAUGCUUCUCUAUCAUAAUAUGCCUUCUUCUUUAACAAAAGGGAUCUGGAUGUCCCAUACCCACUUGAAAUCCUUUGAGUUUUGAAAAAAAUCUGCAGAUUAUAAAUAAUGGAUAAUCAUGCUAAUAAAAAGCAUGCACGCUCUUUUGGGGAAGUAAAACUGGAAAUACAGCUGCAGCAUAGUUAUAUUUAAUAUAAUUGGGCUAAACCUAUUUACCUUGUAUACUUUUCAAAACUACUGGUUGUGAGAAAGAAUUAUGGGCCUCUUCUAUUUUAUAUAGUUCAUAUAAACUAGAAUAUUUUUAUGUGGAAAUUUAAUGCAAAUGCAGCAAUUGAAAGGGAAACUAAACAGCAAAAAUAAAAAAAAUUGUUUAGAGUCUCUAAUUCAUUAUUUGAUAUCUUCCUCUUAUAAAUUGAUUAAAGCUUUUCUAUCUGAAGACAACUUGAUGUAUAUGUGUGGAAUUUUGAUAAAAUGUGAGUGCUACCACAAACUGACUACUUUAGUAAAGGCAGACAGUGCCAAAUACAAGUGGUCCUCACUUAUCGAUCACAAUUAGGACCAAAAACUCUGUCAUGAAGCGAUGUGAUUAUAAAGUGAAACAUCACAUGACUAAUCCCAACAAUUACGGCUGCAGCUAUGAAGCAUGAUGUCACAUGACCAAGUGUGACUUCCUGCUGGCUUCCGCAUUGAUUUUGCUUGUCAGGAACUGGCUGUGAAAAUCAUAAAUAGCGGUCACAUGACUGCAGGACUCUUCAAUGGUUAUAAAUGUGCACUGGUUGCCAAAUCUUAAAUCACAUCAACUGAGGAGAGUAAUGCAGUGGCCACAAUUUUGGGGACCAGUUGCAAUCUCCUUUUUCGGUGCCAUUGUAACUUCAAAUGGCUACUGAAUGAGUGAUAAGCCAGGACUAACUGUAUUCAUUUGAAACCAUACUGAGGACAUUUCUCUCGCAAGACCUCCCAAGCCUUGGUAGUACAGUGGUUUAAUGCACCCUGUUAUUAACACAGCUGCCUGCAAUUUCUGCAGGUUCGAUUCUUACCAGGCUCAAGGUUGACUCAGCCUUCCAUCCUUUCUAAGGUAGGUUAAAUAAGGACCCAGUUUGUGGGGGCAAUAAGCUGACUUUGUAUAAAUAUACAAAAGUAUGAAGGCUAUUGCUUAACGCAUUGUAAGCCGCCCUGAGUCUCCGGAGAAGGGCGGCAUAUAAAUCAAAUAAACAAAAAAAAAAACAAAAAAAAACUUAAUCACAUUACUUAACUGUCUUUUUUAUGUGGGUGUGUCAUUUCCAAAUACAGCACUGGACUAUAUCUCCCCUGUAAUUUUCAUUUUCUAAGAAUAUUCUGUAUACAUAUAUAUAUAUACACAUACAUGAACAUACAUAGAGGAUACAGAGGCAUUGCUGGAAAUAAAAGUGUUACUUGAGCAAAUGUUUUUUCAAUAUGCUAAUUUCUCAUUACUUUAAAAAUAAAGUAUGUUAAUGUCCACGUGUGCUAUGC
Messenger RNA from Pantherophis guttatus, 3357 nucleotides. NCBI's taxonomy places the organism in Eukaryota, Metazoa, Chordata, Lepidosauria, Squamata, Colubridae. The record is from RefSeq and is a predicted model, not a curated record.